ACUGAGGCUUUUUUUAACGCUACCUCUUUUUCUGUGGCAGUAAUGUGUUACCGUCUAUUCUUAGUCAUUGUUUUGUGAAACUAGCAUUUGAGCAUAAAUGACAAAGAAUCUACUUUUAAGAACAAGACAUUUUUUUUCUAACAAAACAAUAAAAUAUUUAGUUUUUUGUAAACCUUUUCACAAUUUUCUCUUUUUUGGUCUGGCUCUGUCUAAAUAUAACUUGUAUGAUGGUGACAAUAACUUGGUCCUGUUGUCGUUGGCAGAUCCGUUCAGCUGGGAGGACUAUCUGAGGGAGACCUCCUCCACUGCAGCAUCACCUUCCUGCUUUAAACAGGCCAGAAUCCCUCCCUCCAAUGACUUCAAAGCAGGAAUGAAGCUGGAAGCUCGGGAUCCUCGCAACUCCAACUCAGUGUGCAUCGCCACGGUGAUGGGCAUGAUGGGAACACGGUUGCGGUUACGUCUGGAUGGCAGUGACAACACCAACGACUUUUGGCGGCUGGUCGACUCUUUGGAGAUCCAACCCAUAGGAACGUGUGAAAGGAACGGGGACAUGCUGCAGCCACCACUGGGUUUCCGGAUGAAUGCGUCCUCGUGGCCCAUGUUCCUCCUGCGUACGCUUAGUGGUGCAGAGAUGGCCCCUGCUUCUGCCUUUAAGAAGGAACCACCCAGCCCCGCUAAAAACUACUUUCAGCCUGGCAUGAAACUGGAGGCGGUGGACAGAAAGAACCCUUAUCUGAUUUGCCCCGCCACAGUGGGAGAGGUCAGAGGUCAGGAGAUUUUUGUCAUGUUCGACGGCUGGCGAGGCGCCUUCGACUACUGGUGUCCCUACGACUCCAGAGACAUCUUCCCCGUGGGCUGGUGUGCUCUGACCAAACACAGUUUACAGCCACCUGGAAAUUUCUUUACCCUCCCAGGCGCUCUCCUCUCCCCGGUUUCUACCACCUCAGCAACACGUCGCUCCUCUUACAGCUCCUCCUCCUCCAUGCAGACCUCGUACCGACUGCCCCAUCCCUUGCCGCCCCUCCCUGUCCGCAAGGGCGUGCGAGGUCGUCGUCCUAAGUCCCAGACCAUAGCUUUGUUGAAGGCAGCAGCUGAGGCUGCAGCGGCGGCAGCAGCAGUAAAUGGAUCAUCGCAGAGCCAAGUGAACACCAGCUCUGAGACUCAGCUGACCCCCAGACCACACAAGAAGAGAGGGCCCAAGCCUAAGGGCAAGAAAAAGCCCUUGGUGGGGCAAUCCCUGGGGGCGUCGCCAGAAACAACCCCACCUCCAGAAACCAGACUGAGCGCCAGCCACGUCUCUGUGGACAACAGUCUGAGCAACAGCUCAAAUGUAGUUUGCACAGUGUGUGUCUAUGUUAACAAGCAUGGUGACAACGGGCCGCAUCUCGACCGAAAGUUGGUGCAGCAGCUGCCGGAUCACUUCGGUCCUGCUCCGGUGAACGCAGUGCUCCAGCAGGCGGUCCAGGCCUGCGUGGACUGCACGUUCAAACCCUCCGUGCUGCUGCUCUUCCUGCAGAGCCAGUCUCACACGGGGGGAGAGGUCAUCAGAGUUCGGUCGGAGCACGGCAUCCGUUAUGUGAAGCUGCCCUCUGUCUCCAGUGCGUCUUCGGUCCUGCGGUUCUUAGAGAACAUGUGCCAACAUCUGGAUAGUGACAGUCUGUUCAGCUCUCAGCCAUUUAGCCCCUACAGCAACAACGCACGCUUCUACAGCAGAACCAAGUCAGAACCAUCAUCCGUCACUGAGAACGGCCUCUCUAAAGACAACCCCUCCAAGGAUGGGACUCCCAGCGCCCGCCCCCAUCACAACACACUGGACUACAGAGCGGCCAAACGAGAGCGAGCGUAUUACCCCGGACACACACAAACGCAGCCCCCCCUUCAGCGAGUCAACUCCAACCCAACUGAAGUCAGCCCAAUUAGUACUUACAGAAGAGUGGAGGCAGCCAGCUCAACAACAGGUCCAGACCACAUGAAACAGGACAAAGAAAGUUUGGGCAACAAUGCUUCUUCAUGGACAGUUGAUGAUGUCAUCCGGUUUGUUCAGGAAGCAGAUCCUCAGACUCUCGGCCCACACAUCGAGCUGUUCAGAAAACAUGAGAUCGACGGCAAGGCCCUGAUGCUGCUGCGCAGUGAUGUCAUCAUGAAGUACAUGGGCCUAAAGCUGGGCCCGGCGCUCAAACUGUGCCAUCACAUCGAAAAGCUGAAGCAGGCCAAAUAGCUGCAGUGCUCUUUUCUCGCUGGCUACCAAACACACCGCCCAUCAUUCUGCAGGGACAUAAAGCGACAUAAAUCCACUCUGGCCAUGUCUCUGCUACUUUGUAUGACAAGGACUGUGAAAGUAGAAGGACACUGUUCAUUUUGAGAGCAGUAAAUGGAGGAUUUUGGUAGAACAGAAAGCUGGAUAGAACAAGAAAAAACAUUGUAAACCUUCACAGUACAAUUUCACAGUUCAAGCAACAUAUCAGAAGUUAUGUUAGUAUAUGGAUUUCCUUUUUAUUCUAUAUUGAAAAGGCUCGUAACUGCCAUAAACACAGUUUCCUGUUUAUAAUGUAUGGACCAGAUACAUAUGAAUUUACAGCGUACACAACUAUAGCUUUCAUCAGAUAUCUGGUCCUAAGUAUACAUUGUUUUGAAUGUUUUUCAUUAUUUACAGCCUUGGACAAAUUUACACGAAAAAAAAAGAAACACCUCACGUUUAGCCUUUUCUGUUUUUCAAAAACUGUUGGUUUGCCUAGUCUGCAUUUCAGGAUGGACGCACAGCACUGAAGACUGGGGAAGUUAGUUCAGGUAUCAGUAGUGAAGGCCACACUGUGUCAUUUUAUCAAUGCAAUAAAAAGACUUGUUUAUUGACUGCCUCACGUUACAGGUAGUUUUGGAACCUGGUGAGAGUGUGUGUGGUUAUGAACAGGCACUGAAUGACAGGAUUGUGUGAAUUGAAGAUGCUGGAAGGUUUCAUUUAAGAAGGUUUUGGAAAAUGUUUGCUAAAAUCAAUCAUUAGACGAAUAUAUCUAAGUUCAAAAUUUUGUUUUUGGAGAGUAGCUUUUUGAUUUUAUUGGUGUAAUUUGCUCGGGAAUCCAGACAAAAUGUUUCUAAAGAUUUUUUAUUGUUAGUUAUGCCGGUCUGCAUCGCACAUAACACUUGUUUGACAGACACUGCUUGGUUCACAAUUGUUUCUUUUCCUAGCCCGCACAGACACUGACUGGAUACUUUUAAAUGUUCGACUAAAAGCAACAUUUUGACAGUCACAUUUCAGAGCUGUACAAAAAAUGGCUACUUUCUGAUUUAUAACACGAAGAAGAAGAGUUUUUGUAUAAAAUAAAGCUAAUGCAUCAGUUUUUAUAUUAAUUUUAUUACUAUUAUAAAGUGUCACUGCUUUUUCUUUCUGGUUAAAAUCAUUUCAGUCAAUGUAUCAGACAAACAACCUGCAGGAGGGAAUCAUGUUUCACAGUGUUGAUCUGUUUUAGUGACAGAAAUGCCUAUUUUCUGAACAUUUCAGAAUCAUUAUUAAACAAACUCUUGUCUGCUGUAGCUACACUUCACAUUGUUGCUUUCUUGUAGUGGUAACAAGUUCUUACUUGAAUCUUGUAUUGCUUUAAUAUGAAACUCAGGUUUUAGAAAAGUUUUCUUUUGUUCUUUUAGGAAUGUUUGACAUCCUUGCAUUUUGUGUUUAUUACUACAACAUAGAGGGACUGCACGAUAACUAUGUACAUUUUUGAUGCCUUGUUAUCGAUUGCUAUGUAGCAUUUCAUGUGUAUCUAUACAACUUUUUACUGUAAGUUGGGUAAAUUUGUUUGUUAACUAUGUUUGCUAUGCAUUCACACAAAUAAACCUUUGUUUUCAGGA
This is a messenger RNA of Oryzias melastigma (Indian medaka), 3843 nucleotides long. RefSeq names its product Scm polycomb group protein like 2 (gene scml2). Bases 98 to 2218 code for a protein of 706 amino acids. NCBI's taxonomy places the organism in Eukaryota, Metazoa, Chordata, Actinopteri, Beloniformes, Adrianichthyidae. Gene Ontology annotation, cellular component: nucleus. Gene Ontology annotation, molecular function: protein binding. The transcript is spliced from 11 exons. Gene Ontology annotation, biological process: regulation of DNA-templated transcription. The record is from RefSeq and is a predicted model, not a curated record.